Molecule: messenger RNA, 3323 nt
Organism: Acyrthosiphon pisum (pea aphid)
Lineage: Eukaryota; Metazoa; Arthropoda; Insecta; Hemiptera; Aphididae
Product: F-box/LRR-repeat protein 20
Exons: 11
Coding region: 897-2264 (455 amino acids)
Cellular component (GO): cytoplasm
Molecular function (GO): protein binding
Source: RefSeq, a predicted model, not a curated record
ACCAGUCGUCGGUCGAGUUGUACUUGAGUACUCGUCGGUUCAUACCGAUACCGUUUGUCGUAUCAGCAGUCGGUACUCGUAUCUCUGAGAAGUGUGAAGCGGCAGUAACGUAAUAUUAUUAUUAUUAUUAUUACUGCUUUGUUGUUAUGACUUAAUACUUGGUAAUUAUUAUUAUCGCUUUAGUACUCAGUUGUAGUUACUAGUUCGGUCGCGAGUCUGUCCGCUGAGCGUACCAGCAAUAAUAUAAUAUUAUGCGCUCGUUUUAAUGUACGUUGUUAUGUUAUAAUGAUAUACAAAUUAACAUUAUUAUCAUUAUCAUAGUAUCGCGUUUUAUAAUAUUAUUGUGACCGUGUGCAAUUAAGCUGAUUAUUAUUAUUAUGAUUUUUAACGUCGUACCCAUUUUGUAAAAUAUCGUCGUCCUUUGUUCGGUGCGUAUCGGGUUUAUUGUAGUAAUAAACACAUUUUUUAUAUAAUAAUAUUAUAUACUCGUACGAUAAAAUAUUACCUAUAGCACGGUUUGUAUCGUGUGCACGUCGAUACGUGUGAACAAUUCGGAAUGACCUGUUCGUCAGUGGGAAACAAACACCGAAGGCGGUGGGAAAAUCUACGACCACGGCGGCGGUAAAGGAGGCGGUACGACGCGAAUACGCGAUAGCCUCGCCGACGACGAUAGCGACGGAACAACGACCACGACGACGACGACGACGACCCGGACAAUGGUUUUUGUCGCGUUCCAUCGUCGCGUGAGAGAGUCCGUAAGAACUGAAGAGGACAACGACGACGACAUUCGAAGGCUGUGCGACGAAUUCUUCGCGACCGUCGCUCUGAUGUCGCACACGAUCGGCUGAACACGUCGACUACAGUAAAUGUGACCGCAGAUUGAUCCUUGACAAUUUAUGGCCAUGGAAACGCUUACAAGAGAUGUGCCAUCAAGUAUGCAACAUCAUAAUAAUUCAUCUGUUUCAAAUAUGAAACAUAGUUAUGUUCAGUUGUCCAAAACAUGUUUAGAUGAAGACGCUCAAAUAAAUAAAAAAUUACCAAAAGAGCUUUUAUUACGAAUAUUUUCUUACCUAGAUGUUGUGUCGUUAUGCCGUUGUGCUCAAGUAUCACGUGCUUGGAAUGUAUUAGCAUUAGAUGGAAGCAAUUGGCAAAAAAUUGACUUAUUUGAAUUUCAGACUGAUGUUGAAGGUCCAGUAAUAGAAAAUAUAUCACGGCGGUGUGGUGGUUUCUUGCGACAAAUUAGUUUGCGUGGAUGUCAAUCUGUCGGGGACGGCUCUCUGAAAACUCUUGCUCAGUGUUGUAAUUAUAUUGAGUAUAUAAAUCUGAAUGGAUGUAAGAGAAUUACAGAUAGCACUAGUCAAUCUUUAAGUCAAUAUUGUAAGAAACUAUUGUCAUUGGACAUUGGUUCAUGCUCUAUGGUGACUGAUUUAUCUUUAAAAGCAAUUUCUGAUGGCUGCCCAAAUUUGACCAGUGUUAAUAUAUCUUGGUGUGAUGGUAUUACUGAAAAUGGUGUGGAAGCCUUAGCACACGGUUGUCCAAAAUUGAAAUCAUUUAUAUCCAAAGGCUGUACAAGAAUGACAACACGAGCAAUCAGUUGUUUAGCACAACAUUGUGUAAAAUUAGAAGUUAUAAAUUUGCAUGGCUGCAAUAACAUUGAAGACGAAGCUGUGAUAAAGUUAGCCAAUAACUGUAAUUCUUUGAAAUAUUUAUGUCUUGCAAACUGUUCUUUAUUAACUGAUAGCUGUCUCGUUUCCUUGGCUGAACAAUGUUAUCAGUUAAAUACCUUAGAAGUAGCUGGUUGUUCACAGUUUACCGAUAUAGGAUUUUUAGCAUUAUCAAAAACGUGUCAUCUUUUGGAAAAAAUGGAUUUAGAAGAAUGUGUAUUUAUUACAGACUCGACUCUAUUUCAUUUAGCAAUGGGAUGCCCCCGGCUUGAGAAUUUGAGCUUAUCACAUUGUGAACUAAUCACUGAUGAAGGCAUCAGACAUCUGAGUACUUCAACAUGUGCAUCUGAACAUUUGGCUGUGCUUGAAUUGGAUAACUGUCCUCUUAUUACGGAUGCAUCUCUAGAACACCUAAUUAAUUGUCACAACUUGCAAAGAAUCAUGUUAUACGACUGUCAACUCAUUACCAGAAAUGGAAUAAAACGUCUUCGGACACACUCGCCUAACAUAAACGUUCACGCCUACUUUGCGCCUGUGACACCGCCGCCGUCUACGGGCAAUAGUCGCCAACAUUAUUGUCGUUGCUGCGCCAUAUUGUGAGCCUGGCUUGAAGGCCGGUCAUGCAUACGCGUGUGUGCUACUUGCCUUAAAUAUUUGGCGAACAUUUUGCAAUCAUUUGCCUGCUGUGUAUUAAAAUAUAAUAUUUAUUUUCUACCAUUCUUUUUUAUAAUCAUGAUGUUGUAUUGUUUAUUAUUAUAUUUAGUAUACGUACAUAGAUAGUGGUUAUAUUUUAAGUUUUAUAAAGAAAAUCUGUCCAUUUGGACUGAUAUUAUACAGGUUUAUGUAUUAUGCUUGUGUUUGUAUAUGUGUAUAAACACAUGGAUAUGGUUCACUAAAUUAUUUGUGCCUGUAUUUUCCUUUUAAUAUUUUUAGUUGAAUGAAAAUAGCAUAUGUUCAUGUUUAUGUAUACACACUAUGUGUGUCUAUAAACAGAGAACACUAUAACAGUACCAUAUGCAAAUUUUAGAAUUUAAUUUUAAGAAUAAAUAACUAGAUUACUGUGCUAUCAAUUUCUGACACUUAUUUUUAUCUCAUGUAUUCUGCACAUGCGCAACAUUAAUUUUUUAUGAGAACUCAUAUUUAUUAAUAUCAUAUUUUCAUUUGUUGUAUUUUAGUAAAUUUGUUGAUCAACAUGUAUUUUAAAUCCAAAAUUGACAGUUCUCAUUAAAAAAAAAAGAUAUGUUGCGCUUUUGCAAAAUAUAUGUAUGUAGAAAAUACAUAUUUAUUGAAUAUUAAAAUUAAAUUCUAUAUAUUUUCUUUACAGUUUUUUAUAAUAGAAAAGUAUAUUUUUCAUAAAUCUAAAAUUAAAAAAAAUAUAUUAUAUUAUUGAAAACACACAAAGUUUAUAUUUAAAAUAAUGGCAAUUUGGUUGAAAGACAGGAACUUACUUUCUUAUUUAUUUUAAUAUUUUAGUACGACAUAAUUUGCUUGUAUUAAAUUAAAUUAAAAAAAAUGCACUAAAAAUAUAUUAGAAAAAGCUGAGCACCUUUAGUGAACCACUGUGUAUAUAGAUUUAUUAUUAACCGUAAUUUCUUUUUCAUCUGUUUUAAAUCAUGUUCCUUUAUGACAAUACAAUAUAUAAAUUAUUUAUAGAGAGUA